Zea mays is the source of this 3408-nucleotide messenger RNA. Its product is annotated as serine/threonine-protein kinase/endoribonuclease IRE1. The record is from RefSeq and is a predicted model, not a curated record. Lineage: Eukaryota; Viridiplantae; Streptophyta; Magnoliopsida; Poales; Poaceae. The transcript has 7 exons. Gene Ontology annotation, cellular component: IRE1-TRAF2-ASK1 complex. Bases 964 to 3189 code for a protein of 741 amino acids. Gene Ontology annotation, molecular function: protein serine/threonine kinase activity; RNA endonuclease activity; ATP binding. Gene Ontology annotation, biological process: mRNA processing; IRE1-mediated unfolded protein response; intrinsic apoptotic signaling pathway in response to endoplasmic reticulum stress.
CGCCGCUGCAGCCAUUUUCCUCUUGUUCCCAAACCGAUAGCUUUGACUCACAACAGCAAAGCUGAAUAACAGAUCACUCCCGUCUCCCAUCCCCUUCCUCUCCUAGCAAUCCUCUGCCGGAGUCCAAGCUCCAAUCAGAUCCGGACCCACCCCUCCCCCUCCGAAGAAGCCCUAGGCAUGCCCCGCAGCCGAUGAGGUCGCUCCGCCGGGUCCUCAUCCCGCUCGUCCUCCUCGCAGGACUCGUCUUCCGCGUGGACGACGGCGGCGGCGCGUUCCUCCCGCCCCCGCCCCCCGCGCUCCCCGCUCCCCCGCCCCGCCUCGCACUUAACGGAGAAGCGGCUCCGGAGGAUGAUGGGGCGGCGGUUUCCCGCUCCACGGAGAUCGUCGCGGCGGAGGCGCGCUCCACCGAGUUCGUCGCCCCAGCGAGGCCCAAGAAGCAGAGCUUCCGGGAGCUCCUUGUCCGGCCGCAGCCUGCGCGCCACGAGCCGGCUAGUUUGGUUACCGACGAGGCGAAAGCCGAAUCCAGGGGCUUUCUUGGUCUUAUCUCCAUAAUAAAAGCAUUUUGGGCCAUAUUCUUGUUUUGUGUUGAUCUGGAGCACGGAAGGAGGAGCCUUUGCUGAUUAGGUUUCUUAUAAUGUGGCCACUGGUUGGGCAUGAUACUUCCUGUGCUACCGAGGGCUACUCACUCAUGCUUAGCACAUUCUUGGGGGUUGGGGCAUCUGGAAGUGGCAUACCAGUUAUGCACCUUAUGGUUUGUUGGUAUUUCUGAUCGAAUGACUUUUGGUUCUCUUUGUCAACAGCUCUGUGCUUCAGUUUUGGGAUAAUGGCACAAUUCAGCUUGUGGACAAACUGUCGCAAUCUCCUCUGUGGGAGAUCACCACAGGGCCUCCACUAUCAGACCAGAUUAAUACCGCUGAGUCUGGUCUGAAUUACCUCAUUUAUCCUUUCAAUGAGAACAAGAACAUGAAUGGUACUGAACUUUGGGAGGUUUAUAAUGGGAACACCGUGAGGCUCCCAUGGAAAUUGGAGGAAUUCGUUGCCAGAAGCCCAUACAUUCGGGAUUCUGUUGUUACUAUUGGAUCAAAAGUUUCAACCGUUUUUGUUGUUGAUUCUGAUAGUGGUGAGAUUAUUUACAGGCACAGUAUUCCAGCUGUGUUAAAUGAAUUGGAAGGACCAGGGAUUGAAGGAACACCAUCCAAGCUAAAUGCCCGUACUAAUUAUGACAGCGAUAAUAUCAUGGUGCUUGUGAGAAAUGACUAUUCUCUUAGUGCAUCAGAUCUUGGCAAGCAUUUAUUUAACUGGACAAGAACUUCUUUCUCUGUGAAAUACAACCACCCUGACAUUCCAUGCAUCAGAAGUGAGGGUUUGCCACUUGCUUUACCUGAUUCACGUUCAGCUAAUGUAAUUGUCUUGAAAGAAGGUACCCCUUUUAUUUCCAUCCAUGGUUCUGAUGCCCUGGAACCAGUUCAAACCCCAAGGAAGCUACCAAACACUGCUGGGAAGUCAGAUAUCGUAUUGGAUGAUUCUCAAAAUCAAACGUAUGAUGGUGCUCGAUCUCAUGUCAUCUCUGCUGAUUCUGAAGCUACCGAAACCCCCACUAGGAACACUUAUGUAUGGUUAUUUUCUUUUUUCCCCAUAUUUUUGGUCAUUGGUUAUCUGUUGAGCUUGACCUCUGCAAGCAAGUCUUGCAGGCAAUUUGUGAUUCAGCUUAUUAAGCCAUUCACGCGCGACAAGAAAUCGGUGGACAUUAGAGGCAGGUCAGAGGGAUCUCCUAAAAGAAGAAAAACACGGAAGAAGGAUGGACUUGUCAAUAGCCCUGAGACCUUGACAGCAUCUGACAAGGAGUGCAGUGAAACUGGUGGGUCAACUGAGGCACCAAUGGAAAAUUCUGCACUAAAAGAUGCCCUUGGUGGUCGUCACAUUGGUAAACUAUAUGUCUCCAAUAAAGAAAUUGGUAGAGGGAGCAAUGGCACAGUUGUUUUUGAAGGAUCGUAUGAUGGUCGUCAAGUUGCUGUUAAACGUCUGCUGCGUUCCCACAAUGACAUAGCUGAAAAGGAGACUCAGAAUCUUAUUAUAUCUGAUCAUGAUCCAAAUAUUGUUAGACUAUAUGGUUGUGACUAUGACAGCGAUUUUGUUUAUAUCUCCCUUGAGAGGUGUCACUGCAGUUUGGCUGAUCUAAUUCAAAAACACUCAUAUCUGUCUUCUGGAGAGUCUGUUUCUAACAAUGAGGCCAGUUUCAGCAUCAAGUCAAAGAUUUCAAAUGUUAAGGGAAUGGAUGUGGAAUUGUGGACACAUGAUGGGCUUCCUUCAGCACAACUCCUGAAGCUGAUGAGAGAUGUGGUUGCUGGCCUUGUGCAUCUGCAUGACUUGGGAAUUAUUCAUCGUGAUUUGAAGCCUCAAAAUGUCUUAAUAAGCGCAGGAGGACCUAUUAGAGCAAAGCUUUCUGAUAUGGGUAUCAGUAAGCACCUGCAAGAUGACAUGACUUCUGUUAGCCAUCAUGGUACAGGAUUUGGAAGCUCUGGCUGGCGGGCACCUGAACAGCUUCGUCAUGGUCGUCAAACUCGUGCAAUGGAUCUUUUUAGUUUGGGCUGCCUUAUUUUCUAUUGUAUCACUAAAGGCAAGCAUCCGUUUGGUGAGUACUAUGAAAGGGAUGUGAACAUUGCAAACAAUCGCUUUGAUCUCUUUAUGGUGGACUACAUACCAGAAGCAGUCCAUCUUAUAUCUCAUUUGUUACAACCAAACCCAGAGGCAAGACCGACAGCAGUAUAUGUCAUGCACCAUCCACUCUUUUGGAGCCCUGAAUUGCGUCUUUCGUUUCUAAGGGAUACCAGUGACAGAAUUGAGAAAACCAGUGAAACUGACCUCAUAAACACACUGGAAAGCAUAGGAUCUUUGGCGUUUGGUGGAAAAUGGGGAGAGAAAUUGGAUGCUGCUUUGGUUACAGACAUGGGUCGUUAUAGAAAAUAUAACUUUGGGUCUAUUCGUGAUCUUCUGAGGUAUAUCAGAAAUAAAUCGGGUCAUUACAGAGAACUUUCAGAUGAUCUCAAGGGCAUACUUGGGUCACUACCAGAGGGGUUUGAUCGCUAUUUUGCUAGCCGAUUUCCAAAGUUGCUAAUUGAGGUGUACAAGGUCUUGUGGGUGCACUGCAAGGACGAGGAAGCUUUCAGUAAAUAUUUCAAAGGAAGUUAGUUAUAGCUGGAGAGGAUUGUCCUUUCCUACUGUACAUACUAACCCUGAUGUAGAACAAGUACAUGUGUACCAUAUGACUCGUAUUAUAGGAUAAAAAAGAGCUCAAUCUGUACAUUAUGCACCGGUAUGGUAGGACCGUGUCAUUUGCACAGCCUAAUGCUCUGAUGGCUUGGACAUUGUGCAUCGUGGAAUCUUCGUAAUCGUUGUGUGUUUGAUGAA